Molecule: messenger RNA, 879 nt
Organism: Phragmites australis (common reed)
Lineage: Eukaryota; Viridiplantae; Streptophyta; Magnoliopsida; Poales; Poaceae
Product: protein disulfide-isomerase LQY1, chloroplastic-like
Exons: 5
Coding region: 83-544 (153 amino acids)
Source: RefSeq, a predicted model, not a curated record
CGGAUACGCCGUACUCCGGACCCAAACCAGACACCGCGGCCCAAAACCAAUCAGAGCGCCGCAGCCAACGCGUGACGCAGCCAUGGCCGCCACCUCCUCGCCGCUCACCACGCUCCAACCCUCCCUCCGCUCCUCCACCCCUUCCUCGCACUACAUGUCGGCGCUGCCUCGGCGGCGAAGGCCCCGUGCGCGGUAUCCUCGCAUCCAGGCCGACCUCGACCAGAACACGAUUGUGGCCAUAUCGGUCGGCGUCGUCAGCCUCGCCGUCGGGAUAGGCGUCCCGGUGUUCUACGAGACGCAAAUCGACAAUGCUGCAAAGAGGGAGAACACACAGCCGUGCUUCCCCUGCAGCGGCUCCGGCGCGCAGGUAUGCAGGUUUUGCGGUGGAAAGGGCAAUGUUACUGUUGUAAUUGGCGGAGGUGAGACUGAAGUAUCACAGUGCGUCAACUGUGAGGGAAUUGGCUCCUUGACAUGCACCACAUGCCAAGGCACAGGAAUUCAACCACGCUAUCUUGAUCGUAGGGAGUUCAAGGAUGAUGACUGAAGGUUUCGUUACCUGCUAGUGAUGGUAUGUCCAGGAUGUAACCUUUACUGCCUGAUCUGAGGACGCCAGGGCAUGAUGAGAAGAGGUGUACCUAUUAUCAGCCAUCAGGAUCAAUCUGUUUGUUUUGUGUUGUAAUGUAUACGUCCAUUUUUGGUAAAUAUGUAUGUAAGUUUUUAAGUCGCAUGCAAAUGACUGCCCUCAAUGUUUCAAAAUGAAAGGAAAAAAACGACUACGCAAGAUGAUGACUGAAGUUGAAGUGUCGAUCAGUCUGCAAUGAAUGUAACAUACCGUCUUCUUUUAAUUUUCGGAGCUAGCACCACUCGUCUGACUCUCCA